This is a messenger RNA of Cucumis sativus (cucumber), 1129 nucleotides long. Its product is annotated as zinc finger protein ZAT10. Lineage: Eukaryota; Viridiplantae; Streptophyta; Magnoliopsida; Cucurbitales; Cucurbitaceae. The record is from RefSeq and is a predicted model, not a curated record. Gene Ontology annotation, biological process: response to stress. The coding region runs from base 110 to 898 and encodes 262 amino acids. Gene Ontology annotation, molecular function: DNA-binding transcription factor activity. The transcript has a single exon.
CCUUCUUUCACUCUUAUCACUCCAAAACACACUUUCAACUUUCAACUUUCAACUUUCAUCCAAUUCUCGAUCUCUUCUGUUUCAUCAUCUUCACAUCUCUUUCUCUCUAAUGGCUCUUGAAGCUCUGAAUUCUCCUACAACUCCAUCACCAGCUCUUCACUACGACGACCCAAACCUCAAUUCAUUUGAGUCUUGGUCUAAGCGGAAGAGAACUAAGCGUCCACGUGGAUUUGAUAACCCUCCUACUGAGGAAGAGUAUUUAGCCUUAUGUCUCAUCAUGCUUGCUCGUGGUGGCGCAACCGCUAAUUCUGAUUCUGAUCACCCACUUGACUAUGAAGUUCCAAUUCCUGCUCAACCCAUAUCUGUUGUUAAACUUAGUUACAAGUGCUCUGUUUGUGACAAAGCUUUUUCGUCUUAUCAAGCUUUGGGUGGACAUAAAGCUAGCCACAGAAAGUCAGCUACAGGAGAAGAUCAAUCCACUUCCUCCACCACAACUACUUCCGCCACCGCUACUGCCACCGCCACCGUCGCUGGAGCUAAAUCCCACCAGUGCUCUAUUUGUCACAAGUCUUUUCCCACCGGUCAAGCCUUAGGCGGUCACAAACGUUGCCACUACGACGGCGGACUCAGUAACAACAACAAUCACACGCAGAGUCAUCCUAACAACAACAACAACAACAACAACGCCGCCACUGCGCCGGUGACAUCGUCCGAAGGAGUUGGGUCUACUCACACACAGAGUCACAGCCACCGUGACUUUGACCUUAACCUCCCAGCCUUGCCGGAGUUAUCACCGGGAUUCUUUAUCUCUGCCGGGGACGACGAGGUUCAAAGCCCAUUACCUCUGAAGAAGCCUCGUAUAUUAACAAUUCCUAAAAUUGAGAUUUCUCAAAAUUAAUCAAUUAGGAAUCAUUCAGUUGCAGAAAUCUUAGAGAAAAGAAACAGAAUUUGUUUGAAUUUGUUUGUUUAGUAGGUGAUUUGUUUGUGUGUAAAUAGAAGGAAAGUAGACACUAGAUUAUAACCCCCCACCCACCAUUUACACCCUUUGUUUGUUCUACUCCUAUACCCAAUAUUGUUCUUUGUAAGUUCAUCCACAUGAUAAAUUCAAUUGAUUAUUUCUUUUUUCAUU